Molecule: messenger RNA, 2938 nt
Organism: Lytechinus pictus (painted urchin)
Lineage: Eukaryota; Metazoa; Echinodermata; Echinoidea; Temnopleuroida; Toxopneustidae
Exons: 4
Coding region: 700-1617 (305 amino acids)
Biological process (GO): immune response
Cellular component (GO): membrane
Molecular function (GO): tumor necrosis factor receptor binding
Source: RefSeq, a predicted model, not a curated record
ACAGGCCCGUGGUUUUUCCAAGCUUCUUUCUCAUCAUAUAAAAGCGUUGAUCUUUUGUCACUUGGAUAUCAGAGUACCACAUGCACAUCUAAGUCAACUCAAAUCGUGUCAAAGUCAAGAUUUCGUUUGCAUCUCUUUCAUUAUUAGUUAAACAGAAAACGGUUUGAAAUAAGGCAUAAAGUCCUUCGUUUUGAAUUCAAACAUCUGGCUUUAUUGUAGUCAUAAUAAUUCUACAUUUAAAGCUAUUGAAGCAGAUGUCAAUCAGCGUUGACACUUUGUGCUGUCUCUCCAAACUUGGUCUACAUUGAGUUUGUGGUUUUUCCCGCGGAAGGUAUAAGAGCACAUAUUUUGUCACAAGUUUCGCAAUCCUGAUCAAUCGAGGGAUCCCCAUGAGUCAUAGACCAAGAUCUCGCGGAUUACGACCAGGACCAAAUCGAUCGAUUUAAUCGGCUCAUUCAUCGACCUAACCUCAACAACAGUUGACCAUCAAGCGGCCGUGUCCAGAACACAUACACCAGUUUCGGACACUUCAAAUCAUUCAGUUUGUACUUGAGCAUCAACUGAAACUUACUUAAAACACAACACGAGAGCAGUCUAUUGCUCUUUACAAUUGCUUCUCUCGAGUCAUUAAAAGGAACCCUCAACAAUCGCAGUUUGUGGACUCGAGGUUUCUUAUCCCCAGCUUCAAACCGUAAUCAAAUGCUUUCGUGGCUUGGCAAGCUGUGGUCCAAACUCUCCCGACCGGCGACAACGACUCCUGCAUCGAAUAUGAACACCGCAGUCCACAUGGGCGACGUCGAUAGCCCCUCGUCAGUCUGGAUCCCGUCACACCAUCUUGAGCGUCAUCGGAGCUUCAGACGACAGCUAUCGAGGAAGCUGAGUUCGCGCGCCAAACAGCUUGGUGUCUGUAACUCGACUGCCUGCGCCAUCGCAGUAUGUUUCAUUUUGGCGUUUUUGGCGCUGAUCGUGUCUUGCUUUACGUUCUAUCUCUACGUCAAGAGCCAUGGACUUGGACAUGAGAUGGAGAUGGCUAGGGAGGCUUUCAAUCCGCAUUCAGCGAGUCACUACAGGGAUUCACUCCCACCCCAAGUUUUCACUGGUCUCACAACAGAUAUGCCACAAGGUGAAGGGAAUGGUGACGAGGAAUCAGCGAAAUCAGCGUACGCGCAUAUUGUUGGCAUUAACGAUGGACCAAGAAAAAAUGAUGAAGAUUUUGGCUGCUUGAAUAUAUGGAAAGUCAACACAACGCACAACGUGAAAUUCUUGAGCAGUUAUGGUAUUGAGAUCCUCGAGCCCGGCUAUUACUACGUCUAUACACAAAUAUAUUUCAGUGAUCCAGAGCCCGAGGCUACCUACGACUCAAGAACUGGCGCCAAUUUGCCCAUGCGAUCUACGACCAAUCGCAACCAUGUUCCACUGAUGCAGAGCGUCGCCCCGUUCAACGAAUACUCAACCAAGUACCACGGCGGCGUCUUCCAUCUAGAGAAGGGCGAUAAGAUCACCGUAAGCGUAUCGGAUGACGAUCUCCGGAUCAAUACCGGAAGUGAUAAGACUUUCUUCGGUGUGUUCAUGCUCGGGUCAACCAUGCCGGAUCAUGGGGCACCAACAACGGGAUGAACUUGAUUUGAACUCUCUCGUGCGCGCGGGAAGACAGAUUUAUUUAUAUAAAAAAGCAGUAAAAUGGAAGGAAAAGAAGGAUAGAUUCCCUUUGUGCAAUAUCCAGAGUUAUUUGAUAUAACAUGUGCCAUUUAGCACAAACUAUCUUAUUAAUUAUGAUGCACUUUUGCACGCGGAAAUAGUAUGAUGGGGAAUUCCCUUUAGUAUUCUAUUGCUCUUCAAUACGCUAAAAAUUCAGGCAGAACCCGAAGUGAAGGUCAUUAGGGUUAUAGGGUAUUGGCUAAGGACUUCUGGCAUGUCUGGAUAAAUUGCACCUCUGGGUUAAUUGCAAAGAUGCAGCGUAAGGAGAGACGUACGUAGACCAGACUUGCCCCACUAGAAUACCUUUAUGAAUUGAGACAUUUGGGUUUUUGUCAUAUUAUGAAGGUACCCAUUUAGAUCUAACUGUUUAAUAGGGAAAUGGAUCGUAGAGCUUUUCAUGAAAAAGUCUGCGAUUUUUUUAAAUCCUUUUCGAGAUGGACGAUGAAGAGAAUGUAGAUAAUGUUUAUGACUUGUUCCUUUUUUGGAAAUUAAUUACAGAUACCUUGUUUAGAAUGAGGGGAAAACUAUAAAAAUGCGAAUAAGUUCAGUUGAGAGGUUAAGCAUUAAUGUGAACUUCUGAGGAGACUUGAAUCUUAUUUACAUCUUUAACUUGUUUGUUUAUUAUUAUGGGGUUUAACCCGUCUUAGAAACUCUCACUGUGUAACGGUGAAAUAUUAUACCCGUGAUCUGAUAUUCAGAUUUAUAAUUAUUGUAUGGUUUUGUUUAAAAACGAUGCUAUUUAUUUGUCGAAAUCUGACAACCGUAUACAGGGAAGUACAGGCUUUAAUGAUUUUUUUUGGUCAAAUGAAAUAAUUUUCAAGCAGAGUAAAAGAAAUUGUAAUAACAUUCACGUGAGCUUGGUGCCUCGAUCCAUACGUUUAAUGUAAAUUGUAUAUCGCCAAGAUUUGACGUUGCCAAUUUGAAAUCAUAAGAUAAUUAGCCAAAAUAAGACGACAUCGACAGAUUUUAUUCACAUGAAUCAUUCACGGUUAUAAAGCUCAAAACAGUAACAAAGACUGGUCACUGAGGCUGGAUGUGCAUACAUCGAGAAUAUAAUAUAAUGGAUAGAUUAUAGAAUGCACUCAAAGUUGUUAUUCUUUUAAAUUAACAGAGUAUCAAUGCAUACAUUAUAAAUACAGGUGAAAGCAGUAGCGUAGGUAGACUUUUUGAAAGGGGGGUUCUAGUUGAAUGAAAAUUUGACAAGCAACAAAAAAGGGUUUUCAAAAAAAAUCUGAGGGGG